Messenger RNA from Carica papaya (papaya), 1846 nucleotides. NCBI's taxonomy places the organism in Eukaryota, Viridiplantae, Streptophyta, Magnoliopsida, Brassicales, Caricaceae. The record is from RefSeq and is a predicted model, not a curated record.
GUUUCUAUUUAGGCAAUUCAUUUUCCUUUCCCCAGUUCCAACACUCCUUAAACCUCCGUCUCGUGUUCCUGUUUCAAAACAGAAAAGCUCGCCGCCUCACACUUCAGCCAUGGAAGAUGUGUGUGAGGGCAAGGAUUUCUCUUUUCCUAACCAGGAGGAAAGGAUUCUUGAGUUCUGGUCCCAAAUUGACGCCUUCAAGACUCAAUUGAAACGCACCGAGAACCAACCUGAGUACGUAUUCUACGAUGGACCGCCCUUCGCCACCGGCCUCCCGCACUAUGGCCACAUCUUGGCUGGGACCAUCAAGGACGUUGUCACCCGCUACCAGACCAUGAGAGGUCAUCACGUCACCCGGCGCUUCGGUUGGGACUGCCAUGGAUUGCCUGUUGAAAAUGAGAUUGACAGGAAGCUGGGUGUCAAGAAGAGAGAUGAUGUCCUGAAGAUGGGGAUCGGUGUUUAUAACGAGGAGUGCAGGAGCAUUGUUACAAGGUAUGUUGAGGAGUGGGAGAAGGUCAUUACUAGGACGGGGAGGUGGAUUGAUUUUAAGAACGAUUACAAGACAAUGGACUUGAGCUUUAUGGAGAGUGUUUGGUGGGUUUUUUCCCAGCUUUAUGGCAAGGGACUUGUAUACAGAGGCUUCAAGGUGAUGCCUUAUAGCACUGGUUGCAAGACUCCACUGUCUAAUUUCGAAGCUGGUCAGAAUUACAAGGAUGUCCCUGACCCUGAAAUAAUGGUGGCUUUUCCCAUUGUUGGGGAUCCAGACAAUGCAGCUUUUGUGGCUUGGACAACCACCCCAUGGACCCUUCCUAGUAAUCUUGCCCUCUGUGUCAAUGAGAAUUUCGUCUACGUAAAAGUUAGAAACAAGUACUCAAGAAAAGUUUAUGUGGUUGCUGAAUCUCGGUUGUCUGCACUUCCCACCGAUAAGCCAAAAUUAAAUGCUGCUAAUGGACCUGCUGGUGACACCAAGAAAUCAAAUACCAAGUCUAAAGGUGGAAAAACUGGAGAAGCCGAUUCCUAUGAGUUGCUGGAAAAAGUCUCUGGGGCUUCACUAGUUGGAAAGAAGUAUGAACCAUUAUUUGAUUAUUUCAAGGAGCUUUCAGACACAGCAUUUAGAGUUAUUGCAGACAAUUAUGUCACUGAUGAUAGUGGUACGGGAAUUGUUCAUUGUGCCCCUGCAUUUGGUGAAGAUGAUUAUCGUGUUUGCCUUGAAAAUCAGAUAAUUAGUAAGGGCGAAAAUCUGAUUGUAGCAGUGGAUGAUGAUGGCUUAUUUACUGGGAAAAUUACUGACUUUAGUAGUUGCUAUGUCAAGGAUGCCGACAAGGAUAUAAUUGAAGCUGUGAAGGCAAAAGGCAGGCUUGUGAAGUCUGGAAGCUUUACACAUUCUUAUCCCUUCUGUUGGAGAUCUGACACUCCUCUUAUUUACAGAGCAGUUCCUAGUUGGUUUGUUCGGGUGGAAAAACUGAAAGAACAAUUGUUAGAAAACAACAAGCAAACCUAUUGGGUGCCUGAAUAUGUGAAGGAUAAACGCUUCCAUAAUUGGCUGGAAAAUGCACGGGACUGGGCUAUCAGUAGAAGUAGAUUCUGGGGCACUCCUAUUCCCAUAUGGAUCAGUGAGGAUGGGGAGGAAAUAAUUGUUAUGGAUUCAAUUGGCAAACUUGAAAAGCUUUCUGGUGUUAAGGUCUCUCUCAGUCCUCUUCCCUAUGUGACUUUCUUUUGGGUGCAAAUAUGGUUGUGUCUGCAUGUCUCUCUCUCUAUCUAUUUUAUGAAAAAUAUGAGUGUUCUUUCCAUUGGGAAAACCACCAGAUCUGGUGGUUUAACGAAAGGUAGAACUGUGAUUCGAGCUUAA